Molecule: messenger RNA, 4814 nt
Organism: Chionomys nivalis (European snow vole)
Lineage: Eukaryota; Metazoa; Chordata; Mammalia; Rodentia; Cricetidae
Gene: Slc9a5
Product: solute carrier family 9 member A5
Exons: 16
Coding region: 332-3232 (966 amino acids)
Biological process (GO): regulation of pH; sodium ion transport; proton transmembrane transport
Cellular component (GO): membrane
Molecular function (GO): sodium:proton antiporter activity
Source: RefSeq, a predicted model, not a curated record
CCGGGAGUGGGCCGGUUGGGGGGUCCCAGGUUUGGGAGAUCGUGUUCGGAGGUAGCAGCGCAUCGCCCCCUGCGGGUUUCACAGCGUGGCGCUGGGACCCGCGGCCUGGGCACCAGGGACCGGUGGCCUGCAGCUGGGCAGCAUUCUGCGGAGUAGCCGCGCUGUCUCUGCUCCCCGAGACCCCUGUCCUUCUCGCUGCCCCCCGGGACGCGGUGGCUGAAUCCGGGUGUGAGGCGGUGUAGGGGAGCAUACUCGAAGGAGUGGGUUUCAGGACUCGGGGAAAGGAGGGCUACGCUGGGGAAUUUCCGGAGAUGAGACUAACCUAGAAGAGAUGGAGGAGGGGGUCCCAAUAAGAGUCCUGGGCAGGGUCUCGGGGUCCGAACCUGGCCUGGGGGGUAUCGGAGCCCGGAUUGGGGGGAGUGAGCCCCACGUGCCUGUGACGCGGGGGCGCCGGGUAGGCGGCGGCGGCGGCGGCAGCGACGCGGGGCCGGCGGCCGUACAGUGCCGAGAGGGUGGCGAAGCAGGCUGCAGGAUGCUGCGCGCCGCACUGCCUCUGCUGCUCUGGCUGCCCCUGGCGGGGGCGGGGGCCACCGACGAACCCACCCAGGAGUCGGUGCCGUUGGGUGAGCCUCCUCCGGGCUUGGCGCUCUUCCGCUGGCAGUGGCACGAGGUGGAGGCGCCCUACCUGGUGGCCCUGUGGAUCCUGGUGGCCAGCCUGGCCAAAAUCGUGUUUCACCUGUCUCGGAAGGUAACAUCUCUGGUCCCUGAGAGCUGCCUGCUGAUUUUGCUGGGCCUGGUGCUGGGAGGCAUUGUCUUAGCUGUGGCCAAGAAGGCUGAGUACCAGCUGGAGCCAGGCACCUUCUUCCUCUUCCUGCUCCCUCCUAUUGUGCUGGACUCAGGCUAUUUCAUGCCGAGCCGCCUGUUUUUUGACAACUUGGGUGCCAUCCUCACCUAUGCCGUGGUGGGCACACUCUGGAAUGCCUUCACUACAGGUGUUGCCCUUUGGGGCCUGCAGCAGGCUGGAUUUGUGGCCCCCAGGGUCCAGGCUGGCCUCCUGGACUUCUUGCUGUUUGGAAGCCUCAUCUCGGCAGUGGACCCUGUGGCUGUGCUGGCUGUCUUUGAGGAGGUGCACGUCAACGAGACUCUCUUUAUCAUCGUCUUUGGCGAGUCCCUGCUCAAUGAUGCAGUCACCGUGGUGCUGUACAAGGUCUGCAACUCCUUUGUGGAGAUGGGCUCUGCCAAUGUGCAGGCCACUGACUACCUAAAGGGAGUCGCCUCCCUGUUUGUGGUCAGUCUGGGCGGGGCAGCCGUGGGCUUAGUCUUUGCCUUCCUCCUGGCCCUGACCACACGCUUCACCAAGCGGGUCCGCAUCAUCGAGCCGUUGCUGGUCUUCCUCCUCGCCUACGCAGCCUACCUCACUGCUGAAAUGGCCUCCUUGUCUGCCAUUCUUGCGGUGACCAUGUGUGGCCUGGGAUGUAAGAAAUACGUGGAAGCCAACAUCUCCCAUAAGUCACGCACAGCUGUCAAAUACACCAUGAAAACCCUUGCUAGCUGUGCUGAAACAGUCAUCUUCAUGCUACUUGGCAUCUCAGCCGUGGACUCUUCCAAAUGGGCCUGGGACUCUGGGCUGGUGCUGGGCACCCUCUUCUUCAUCCUGUUCUUCCGAGCCCUCGGCGUAGUCCUGCAGACAUGGGUACUGAAUCAGUUCCGGCUGGUCCCUCUGGACAAGAUUGACCAGGUGGUGAUGUCCUAUGGGGGCCUUCGGGGAGCUGUGGCCUUUGCUCUUGUCAUCCUACUGGACAGGACCAAGGUCCCUGCCAAGGACUACUUUGUGGCUACCACCAUUGUGGUGGUUUUCUUCACAGUCAUCGUGCAGGGGUUGACCAUCAAGCCACUGGUGAAGUGGCUGAGGGUGAAGAGGAGUGAUCAUCACAAACCCACCUUGAACCAGGAGCUACACGAGCACACUUUUGACCACAUUCUGGCUGCAGUGGAGGACGUUGUGGGGCACCAUGGCUACCACUACUGGAGGGACAGGUGGGAACAAUUUGACAAGAAGUAUCUGAGUCAGCUGUUGAUGCGGCGGUCAGCCUAUCGUAUCAGAGACCAGAUCUGGGACGUGUACUACAGACUCAACAUCCGAGACGCCAUCAGUUUUGUGGACCAGGGAGGCCACGUCUUGUCCUCCACAGGACUCGGUCUACCCUCUAUGCCUAGCAGAAAUUCUGUGGCAGAGACCUCUGUCACCAACCUGUUGAGGGAGAGUGGCAGCGGGGCGUGCCUGGAUCUGCAGGUGAUUGACACGGUCCGCAGUGGCCGAGACCGGGAGGAUGCGGUGAUGCACCAUCUGCUCUGCGGAGGCCUCUACAAACCGCGACGCAGGUACAAAGCUAGCUGCGGUCGCCACUUCAUCUCUGAGGAUGCGCAGGAGCGACAAGACAAGGAGGUCUUCCAGCAGAACAUGAAGCGACGGCUCGAGUCCUUCAAGUCCACCAAGCAUAACAUCUGUCUCACCAAGAGCAAACCUCGACCCCGCAAGACUGGCCACAAGAAGAAGGAUGGUGUGGCCAAUCCUGAAGCUACAAAUGGGAAAGCUCCUCGAGACCUGGGCUUUCAGGACACAGCUGCUGUGAUCCUAACGGUGGAGUCUGAGGAGGAAGAGGAAAGCGACAGUUCAGAGACGGAGAAAGAGGAUGACGAAGGGAUCAUCUUUGUGGCUCGAGCCACCAGCGAGGUCCUCCAAGAAGGCAAGACCUCAGGAAGCCUCGAGGUGUGCCCGAGCCCACGCAUCAUCCCUCCUUCUCCAACCUGUGCAGAGAAGGAGCUACCCUGGAAGAGUGGCCAGGGAGACCUGGCUGUAUAUGUGUCAUCAGAAACAACCAAAAUUGUGCCCGUGGACAUGCAGAAAGGCUGGAACCAGAGCAUCUCAUCCCUGGAGAGCCUGGCAUCCCCUCCCUGUACCCAGCCCCCUACCUUAACCCGCUUGCCUCCGCACCCACUGGGUGUGGAAGAGACCCAGGUUCCUCUUGACAUGUCUUCUGACCCUCGUUCUAGCUUCGCCUUCCCCCCGAGCCUGGCCAAAGCUGGCCGUUCCCGCAGUGAGAGCAGUGCUGACAUUGCCCAGCAGCAGGAGCUACAGCCUCUCAUGGGCCACAAGGACCACACUCACCUUAGUCCGGGCACUGCCAACUCGCACUGGUGCAUCCAGUAUAACAGAGGAGGCCGGCUGUAGCCCAGGCCUCAGGGAGGAGCAGGAUGUGGGGCCCCUGUGGGGAGUGCUCCUCAGGCAGUGGGCAGAGAAGCCUGCUCAGCCUACUGUGGGGACAGAGGGGCCUGGACUGAAGUGGCUACUGGGUCUCCUUGGGACCAGUCAGGCCAGUCAGAAGGGUUUCCUGGUCUGGUUCUCACAGGGCCCCUUCUCACCACGCUCCCUGCUCUGAACCCUUUUCUCUUCUCCUUUCAAAAACCGGCUCAGGAUCCAGUCCAGAGUUCUAGGGGACAGACCUACAAGCUGAUGCCCCUUCUCUAGGGCGUCUUCCUGGACUUACUGUUGGCAGCUGUUCCUGCCCCCAAAGCAGGGGCAUCUUCCUUCUGUGGACACUGGUCUUCCCUGCCCUCCACCCCUCUCGAGCACCAGGUGAGGACCAGUGCUCCAGUAAUGAGGCUUUGUGAGGGGCUGGUCCUCAGAGUGACUGGGGUAGGGUGCAGCACAGGCCUCAGCCUUGGCUCAGCCACGGGAGUAGUCGGAGUCUGCCUCUGCAUCUUGCUUUAGCCCUUUCCCUUUGCUGCCAGAUGUUGAGGUAAUGGUGCCUCUUUUUCUAGGACUAGGUCCUGGGCCAGGCUUUAGGUCAGAGCUGCUUCUUAGCCAGUCGGCUGCUCUAGGCCUGAGUCUGGAACAUCCUGAGACUUGGUUUUGAGAUUUCUGAGUAGGAGACAAAGAGGCCUCUGGGCUCCUAUGUCACCCUCUCAAAAUUUUCCCAAAGGGAGAAGGAGCCAGGUGUCCUAGAGCCGCUGCACCAUUACCCUAGGGGCUAGGAUGCCUGGUUGCAAUGUUUGGGGGCCGCUGACUGCAGCAGGUGGCUUUCCCCUACCUUGUGUUUUGUACCUUAAACUCAAGAUACAUUAAAUAUCUCGUAGAUGGAUGAGUGUCCUCAGUCCAUUUGUCUCAGGCUUUCAAGGAUGGAGACAAGAAGGAUCUGCCUGUUCCCAGAUUUUCAGGGGUACAGAAGAGCAGGGGAGAUCUUAGAAUUCUUAGUCCCUCUGGUCCUCCCAAGUACUUCGCCAACAUUAUCUACCCCCCUAGCAGGAGGUGUGGAGUGACAGUCUAGGGGACCACUGCAUGGGUUGGGGAAGUAGAUGUCUCAGAACUGGGAGCCCACAGAAUGGGAAGGGUCAGCAUGGAGAACACCCUGAGGACAGGGUCUAAGCUAUCCGAGGGUGAAGCCUCUGUGUAGUGCCACAGAGACCUUGUAAAAUCAGAGGAGAGUGUAAGGACAGGUGUGAGCCGAAUGAGCAAGUGUCCCGCAUACGACAGGCAGGAAGUCCGGCUCCAGGGAGUUGGCUACCCUGAGAAUUUGUGAGGCGAAUCAAAGCAGUGUGGGUCCUGAAAGCCUUAGACAACAGCAUCCCCCAGCCUAAUUCCUACUGUGUCAGUGUGGGUCCUGAAAGCCUUAGACAACAGCAUCCCCCAGCCUAAUUCCUACUGUGUCAGUGUGGGUCCUGAAAGCCUUAGAUAACAGCAUCCUCCAGCCUAAUUCCUACUGUGUUUCAACAAUUUUUUAAAGCAUCUUUGAGAAUAAACACUAUAAAAUUCA